GGGCUCCCCAUUUGGGGGGUCCCUGUCGCGGUGCGCACGCCCCCCCGCUGACGCCCCCUCCCCGCAGACGGAGCGCGCCUACCAGAAGCAGCCGACCAUCUUCCAGAACAAGAAGCGGGUGCUGCUGGGCGAGGGCGGCAAGGAGAAGCUGCCCCGCUACUACAAGAACAUCGGGCUGGGCUUCAAGACCCCCAAGGAGGCCAUCGAGGGCACCUACAUCGACAAGAAGUGCCCCUUCACGGGCAACGUGUCCAUCCGCGGGCGCAUCCUCUCAGGCGUGGUGACCAAGAUGAAGAUGCAGCGCACCAUCGUCAUCCGCAGGGACUACCUGCACUACAUCCGCAAGUACAACCGCUUCGAGAAGCGCCACAAGAACAUGUCCGUGCACCUCUCGCCCGCGUUUAGGGACGUGCAGAUCGGCGACAUCGUCACCGUGGGCGAGUGCCGGCCCCUCAGCAAGACCGUCCGCUUCAACGUGCUCAAGGUCACCAAGGCGGCCGGCACCAAGAAGCAGUUCCAGAAGUUCUGAGCGCGCCGGGGGCCGAUAAAACGUUGCCUACAAACGAGCUCGGGGUGUCAGUGAAAUAAAGAGGGAGGUAACGGCGCGUGGGAACUCGCAGGGCUCCGAGAAUGAGCGCAGCGGGCACGUUUUGGGGAGAGSCGAGGGUUCUGCGGAUGCCGCUGCGGUGUUUGGGGUUCCUCUGCAGGAGGAAGCGAGCGAGGGAGAAGACGGUGAGGUUUGUGCCUCUUAAUAAAGAGGAAUUUGGGGUU
Molecule: messenger RNA, 771 nt
Organism: Nothoprocta perdicaria
Lineage: Eukaryota; Metazoa; Chordata; Aves; Tinamiformes; Tinamidae
Gene: RPS11
Product: ribosomal protein S11
Exons: 5
Biological process (GO): translation
Cellular component (GO): ribosome; cytosolic small ribosomal subunit
Molecular function (GO): structural constituent of ribosome
Source: RefSeq, a predicted model, not a curated record